Hyalella azteca is the source of this 4801-nucleotide messenger RNA. RefSeq names its product dynactin subunit 1 (gene DCTN1-p150). The record is from RefSeq and is a predicted model, not a curated record. The transcript has 27 exons. Gene Ontology annotation, cellular component: kinetochore; microtubule associated complex; axon. Gene Ontology annotation, biological process: nuclear migration; establishment of mitotic spindle orientation. The coding region runs from base 183 to 4145 and encodes 1320 amino acids. Lineage: Eukaryota; Metazoa; Arthropoda; Malacostraca; Amphipoda; Hyalellidae.
CGGUAAAGUAAAUGGUGUGGUGCCCAAUAAAACUCGGAACCGGACCAAGAAGAUAUGACAGCUGUGCAAGAAAUAGCUCUUCAAAGUUUAGUUAUUGCAUCGUACUAGCGAAGUAAUGACCACCCUCUUUCAUUUCACUUCUGAAAUUUAUGAGUUAUAUUGAUAGUGUCUAAUCGAGCAAAAUGGGUGAAUCCUUCAAAGUAGGCAAUAAGGUCAAACUCAUCGGAAAAGAUCAAUAUGGUACAGUUGCAUUUGUGGGAACAACGCAAUUUGCAGCAGGCAAGUGGGUGGGUGUGGUUCUUGAUCAACCCGGUGGCAGAAACAAUGGCACUGUUGAGGGACAUACAUAUUUCAAGUGUGAAGACAAGUAUGGGCUGUUUGUGCGACAAACUCAGCUCGAGAUGGCGGAUGGUUCUGGAGAGGAUGCCAACAGAAGCCUCCAAAAAACUAUGCCAACACCCCGCUCGAGUGCUGGCAAGCGACGGAUUGAACCUACCAGUUUAAGGAGGAAACCGCAGGGCCAUCCUGUGCCUCAGAAACCUGAUCGCCUCAGACUACCAAUAGCUGGGGGUGGCAGCGGACUACCCACUUCCCUGCGACGCACGCCUUCUUCAGGCAGUGGCUGGCGCCAGUCUGACGUUGACUUGGCCAAAGGCAUCGUCUCUAGCACCACCACCCCGGGCAGCAAGGAGUCAAGUCCCAAAACUGCCGACAUCAAGAGAAUGUCUGCCUCUUUUGUCGAGAUGACCCCUGAGGAGACCAUGGCACUUCUCCACGGCGGUCUCGAUUCUCCUAUGGGCUUCGUUGAGAAUCGCAGCCCUGCUGCAGCAGCCGCAGCGGCAGCGGGCGCGAAUGUUCAGAACGCCGCCGCCGUUCGUCAAGAGGAACGCGUCAACCUGCAGGAGAUGGAAAACCUGCGCGCUGAAGUCAAGGAUCUCAAUGAGAAGCUCGAAACUCUCAGGAUCAAGCGCUCACAAGACAAAGAAAAGCUCAAGGAAGGCGAGAAGUUGCGCCUGCAGGUCGAGCAGCUCACCGAGAACAAGACUCGUCUCAUGGAGAAUUUGGCGCAGCUGCAGAAGGAGCUUGUGUCAGCUCGCAACGAGGCUCGUGUCGCUGCCGAGAGUCGCAACCAGACGGUCGAGGACACGCAGGAUCUCGCCGACACCGUCGAGAUGCUGACGCUCGACAAGGAGAUGGCAGAGGAGCGAGCAGAGACCUUGCAACUUGAGCUCGAACAGGCGCGCGAACAGAUUGAGGAACUCACCGUGGACCUCGAAAUCCUGAAGGAGGCCAGCGGGACCAAAAUUGGAUUGGGAAGCGGAGGAAACACAGAAGCUGUAGGCGGGGCGACGCUGCUGCAGGUGAAACAGCUCGAGCAACAAAACCAACGCCUACACGACACUCUUGUCAAGAUGCGUGACUUGGCAGCUCACGAGAAGCACGAGAUGCAGAAGCUGAGCAAGGAAAUGGAGGCCCGCAAGACGGAGUUGGGCGCCGCGACGCGCGCCAAGGAGGUGCUGGAAGGCGAGCUGGCGCAGUGCCGCGCUCAGGUGGCUGACCUGCAGGAGCAGGUGGACGCGGCUCUGGGAGCUGAAGAAAUGGUCGAAACACUUACCGAACGAAACCUGGAGCUUGAAGAACAAGUCAUGGAGCUUGGAGAACAGGUGCGAGACUUGGAGGACAUCAACUACACAAAUGACCUGCUGGUGGAGAGUUCCAAGGAGCAGGAAUUAGAACUCAGAGAAGACCUGGACCUCAACCUCGCCAAGCUCAGAGAGGUUGAACGUGAGCGUGACGCGCUAGGUGCGGUUGUGGUUGACCGCGACGGCACCAUCACCAAGUUCAGGGAGUUAGUGCAGACACUCACAGAUCAAAACGCCAACCUUAGGAACGAACUCACCAAGGCAACCAACCGUCCUGUCGGGACCCCCUCUGAGGUCAUUGAUUUCAAGAAACUAUUCACGGAAACGAAAGCUCACAGCGCCGCUAUCGACCUCGAGCUGCGGGAGCUGGAGCUGCAGCAGGCCCGAGAUCACGUCACUUAUCUGAAGCAGUACCUGCCUGACAACUUCAUGACGCGCGGUGGUGAUCAAGAUGCUGUUAAUCUACUGCUGUUGCUGCCGCGCGUCAUUUGGAAGGCCGAUGUUGUGUUGAAUGGAGUACAGAAGUUCACCGAACCUGAGACGAUAGACCGCGCGGCUUUGACGAAAACUCACACUGUUGAUCAGUACGCCUUUGCCUGCAGGCUCCAGCAACUUCUCCACACGAUUCAGAGUUGCGUGCAUCAGCUGCAGCAUGCCGUGAGCAGAGGUUCUGUCGAGCAGUUUCUGGCCCUGGGAGGCCUCUACCCUGAACUUGCUGCUCACGAGAGAGCCAUCGACCAAUAUCUCGAACUUUUGCGUAAAGAUCAGUUGGAUGAAAAUGUCGGCCUGGAGUUGCUGGAGAAGGUGGUUUCGUGUGUUGUGACGCUGGAGAACACGCACCUGCAAAGCGCUAAGCUAGACCAGCCGAGCCUGCUGCUGCACCUCACGCGUGCCGUCAGUGCAGCUUCGAUCUCUGCCAUCACUGAUGCCAAGAGGAUUCUGGCUCUUAUGGCUUCACCGGAAGAGGGCAGUGAAGUGGCCAUAUUGUGUGGCAUCGUCAUCGAAAAAGGCAACGAGAUCGUGGGUGCGGCGAAGCGCAUCAAGAGACGUCUGCCACAGGAUGGCUCCGCUGGUCCUAUCAGCUACAGCGGCGAGGAGCAAGCGGCGCUCAGGGCUGCCGUGCCUUCCAUGAGCCGCGCUGCUGCUGCUCUCAGACAGGUCGCCAGAGCUUGCAUGCAGCAAUUAUCCAUCACUGGUGAAAAUGAAGGCGUAUCAAGUGAUAAAAUAAAAGAACUUCUGCAUGAGGCCACAGACUUAGCGUUUGGCAGUGACGACCAGGGUCCUGAGAGUGUCAAGGCCUCACUCAUUUCUGCUUCUGACCACUUCACGCUCAUGGCCUCUUGUCUGGAGAAGGGCGAGUAUGACUAUGAUGGCACUCCUCAGGAAACAAAUGAAAUGCCACCCAUCGUUCAACGCGCACAAAAUAUCAAGGCUGAGCUGAAGGAUUCUGAGCACAUAAAGAACAAACUUGAGUCAAAAGAACAAGAUCUUCGAGAUUUGCGUUUGUUGAUGAAGCAAAAGAAUGAGGAGCUGAGCGAAAUGAUGGUCAGACGUGACCUUGCCGAGAAGAAAUACACCAAUGCUAGUAAAGACUGGGAAGCAAAUAUCGAAAGACUGCAACGCAAGCUUGAAGACACUGAACAGAAGUUGCGAAGAAAAGAGAAGGAGUACGAUGAAACAAUGGAUCAUCUACAAAGCGACAUUGACAGCUUGGAGCUGGAGAAAGGAGAACUUCGAGACAAACUCAUGGCUAUCAAGAAACGCUCCUUGUACGAGUCCAUGGAUGAAAAAUCUGCAACUGCUGCACUUGGUGGCCCUGCUGGCCUGAACGUCUCGAGCAGUUCGGUAUCAGGGAUACAGGGCUCAGGAGUGGUGCAGGAUUCACCAGCUUUGCUCCAACAAAUCAAGGACUUGCAGAUUGCCCUGCGCUCCAUCACGACCGCCAGCACUGUCGCCCGCACCUCGAAAAUGCGACAGCAGAUCGCGAAUUUGCCUCCCCUAUCGGUGUCACCCCUUGCUGGACUAGAGAAGAUGGAUCUUACGAAAGAAGAAAGUGCGGCAAUUUCUUCAAAAGAGCGGAACGAUUCGCUCAACUCACUCGUGCAUCAAACAUCACAGCUCAAGAAAGAGUUGCAGCAGACGAUCAUUGGCGCUCGUGUUGUUGACCUCAAGAAACGUCGCGCCGGUCAAGUCCCUGCGACGAUCUCCCUCAAACCCGAGCAGCACCUGCAGCACCAACGCAACGUCCUCGUCAACCACUGCGCCUCUGUCGCUGCCAUCAAGACCGAAGUUGUGCGUGCACUGGCGGCUCAGCAUCCUGCUGGCACUAUCAACACGGCGUUAGCUCCGUUCCCCUCAACACAUCUCACGAAGCUCAUCCUUGGGAAGGACUCGCUGGCCAAGGUUGGCGAAGUGCGCAUAGGCGAAGGAGGUAAGACCGCCACGCCCGUCAUCUUGGACGUGCAAAGCCUUCACAAGCUUCACGCGCGCCUCCUUGAAUGAGCAACAGCUAUGAUAGAUCUAAACUUAAGCGUCUGCCUUCUAAGCGCUCAGCGUGAUCCAGAAUAUACACGACGCUGAACUUGUGGCUCGUGUAUUUUAUUACCGAAUGCCAUCGGAUUAUAAUUAACAGCACAUUUCACCGAAUAUUUGUUCUUUUUAUAACUGCUGGUAACUCGUAACAUGCAUAAUGCUAUUCACUUCAUACCUUCAUCGAACAAGCUUUUAUAUACCUUUAUCGAGAAUGCUUUAAUAAAAUGUAUCUUUCAUGGAAUUUAUACUAAUUUUCUUUUUUAUAUAUUAGCUUACUUCGAAUAUUUGACCGUGCUGAACACAUCUUAUUUAAGACAAAUACCCUGAAGUAUUCCUGACCAGGAAUCGUUAGUGAACCCCAGAAACUCCUGGAAUUGCUUCAUCAAACUGCGUGAGAUAAAGUAAAAAAAAUUUAAUUUUCUAACUUCUGCCCUUAUUAGCUAGAGCUGAUAGCUUUUUAUGAGCUGCAUAUGGUUCAUGUAAUUGAUUUGAGUAUAAAUGAGAAUCCAAAAAUAUUGAUCUAAAACCCAAUCUGCAUCUCGCAUAAGGGUAACACCGGACUUCGGUGUUCAUCGUGCGUUUUGUGUCGUUUCGUUCUAUUAUCAUUAAUAAAUGGUCACACGUCA